AAAACUCAGCAGUUACUCUUCUAAUAGAGAAUGAAGAGAUCUGUAAGGAAUCAGAUGGCUGUUGCGGGUAGUGAUAGGCCAAUAAGCACUUGCGGGGAAUAUGAUAGACCUGUACCACCUUCCACAUGGGAACCAACAAGGACUUCUGAUAGUGCCCCUCCUAUUUUAGCAAAAAAUGCCUCUCCUUAUAACUGUAUUCCUAUUCAGACAACAAAUCUUAAAAAGAAUUUUCUCAGAAUCUCUCUUUUAGAAGGAUUAAAACAGCCACGUGAAAGACCAAGCUCUGUAAAUGGGUUCAUAUCCAAGUGCUUCAAAACAUAUCCUGAGAAAUCUAAGAUAUUAGUCCAACCAUCUCCACAAUGUAUCCUGAAAGAAGAAGAAACAGUUAGCCUAAGUGAUCUGUUGGCCAGGAUUGAAUCUAUGAAUAGAGCUAUGAAGCGUAAGAAACGUAAAAACUGUGCAUCUCUCAGUGAGGCCUUCAAUUUACCCAGUGUUUCCACAUGCGUGCAUGAUGACAUUCCUUGGCUUCAGAUGCAGUACAAAGGCAAAGCAUACCAGGACUGGAGAGGGGAGGUAUCACAGAAACCUUUAAAUGCGCAAAAACAAGCGAAGCAAAAGAGGCCAAUAAUAAAAGAAUCGGACAAGGAGAUGACAACAGAUUUACAAGAUGACAAAUUAAAGAAAGCUGUAACUAUUGCUCCUGAAUCACAAAGGAAGAUUAGCAGUGGAAAAUGUAUUGUCAUUAAAACUCAGGAAAAGGUCAAAAGAAUUGGACCACACUUAGAAGUCUUUGAGGCUUUUCAUGCCAGAAAGGACCCUAGCUGCAGAAAAGUAAUUAGAGCAUCCAUUUAUAUUCAGAAAUAUGUCAGAGGAUGGCUUGAACGUACCAGAUUCAACAGAAUAAAGACCAAGGCUAAAAGUCAUGGACCAUCCCUUUUAGCGGUUGUAAAGGACUACCGUAAAAUGAUGAAUCGCAUUCAACGUCGAGCUGGUGUUUUGAAUCCAUCCACACCACUACGGUAUUCAGAACUAGAGGAGUGGUUGGACAAGAAAAAAUUUUAUGAAACAAUGUUUGCCAAGAGGGAGUUCUGGAAAGAGAUGGAUAAAAAUGAUCUGCAGGCAUUUUUCAAAGACUGUGGACAAUUACUACCCCAGCAGCAAAUAGAUAAGGUUUUGCAUCUGGUCUGUCCAGGUCACACUUCUGAAGUAACAACCAUCAAGCAGCAUCAAGCACUCGAAAUGGCUUUCACACUAUAUCCUCCUGCUGGUGCAAAGCAGAGUACUGUAGGUCCUGUAAGGUCAACCUGGGUGCAACCGAUAGUGGAUGGAGAAGAUGGAUACAUAUAUUUAGUGAGUGGACAUCCAGCAUUAAAGGCAGCUGACAUUCGAGUGACAGGAGAAUUAGUAGCGUCAUCAAUGAGAGAGUGGAAAAUGAAAAACCUUUCUGCUCAGAAUUAGUAGCGAUGAUGGAUGGAAAGUAGCCGACAGUCUUUAAAUGUCAAAUUCUUCUGCAGGUGUCCAAAAGCAAGGAGUUUGACUGUAAGAAUUCUGUUACAGGCACAAGAGAAACAAAACUACUACAUCUGUGUAUACACAAUACAUAGAAAUUCUACAAGCUGACAAACAUCAUCAGUUAGGCGCUUAAAGCUAUUUUUUUGAAAAUCCAGUAAGCUAUGUUACUCAGGCUCUAUUUCUGAAGCAUAUAUGUUGGUGUGCAUGUCACAGGAUAUAUGGUAACAGUAUAGGAAGCAUGUACAAAUGCUUUAAAGGAACAAACCAACACAAUAAAAUCUUCACA
Messenger RNA from Chelonia mydas (Green sea turtle), 1798 nucleotides. It is a transcript of the gene IQCM, whose product is annotated as IQ motif containing M. The transcript is spliced from 12 exons. Gene Ontology annotation, molecular function: protein binding. Lineage: Eukaryota; Metazoa; Chordata; Testudines; Cheloniidae. Bases 31 to 1458 code for a protein of 475 amino acids. The record is from RefSeq and is a predicted model, not a curated record.